GUUCAAAAUGUAUAGGUUUUAAGAAUUAUAAUAUGGUUCUUUGGGUACAAUGAAAUAUAAGGUCUGAUCGCGACAGACGUCAGAAUAUGAACUAAAAGACAGAAGAUCCGACGCUGCGAAGGGAUUCUCGCGUAGAUUCUGUGUUCGAUGAAGGGCUGCUUUUUUCUUAUCUAAAAAGGUAAUCUCUGACCUCGCGCCACUGCAAAAAAGAUCGACGGAAAGAAUAAAAUUAUGGACCUCGACGAAGGCGCGGCGGACUACGGCCAUCCUCGUGACGUCGCGAGCUACGACUGGCAAAAUGGCGACUACGACGAUCGCUACGACGCGAUUGACAGUCCGAAUUUGACCGGGAAAGAGUCGGAUUCGCCUAGAGAUGAGAUCGAAGGGUACGGCGAGAAGGGAUCUCGAGUUAGAACUUUUCGGCAGGCGCCGCCCCAAGGCCAUGAUUACGGCGUUCAGUAUCGAAACCCCAAGGUCCGCUUACCUAGGCCGAAUUCACCUCAUCGCAAACUACUCCAUAGUAGUACUAUAGCACGCCACGUGUCGGACUUGUACCCUCCAAGGGCCCAACUGUAUCCUCCGCAACCAUGUGCCCAAGAUCAAUACCAGACCGAACCAUUCGACAGCCAACACCCACCCAGGGUUUUCCUCGGAAGAGAUGGACGCCUCUACAAAGCGGAACCUGGAUACCAGAAGACGAUCGCGGGGAAGAGGUAUCCCGUGACGGUGAAGACCUCCAGGUACUCCACCAAAAGACCAAUGACGUCACCGCUGAAUAAGAAAACUUCGAUGGUUUGCCUGCCGUCCACCUUCAGGGACGACCAAUACCGCAGCUACUCGACAAAGCCGAAGAUAUUUCACCAGAUCGAUGCCGGAUACGACGUCGUGGAUUCCCAUCCCAUUCAUUCGCAAGAAGAUGCGAAUCCCGCCGUUGGUGAGGCCGAAAACCAAUGCUGCGAGUACGCUGAAAAUCCGAUUUUGCGAAAUGGUGACAACUCGAUCAAACAAUUUGCGAAGUAUCUGAAACCGAAGGUACCGGCCUCGAUACGGGCCAGGCAAGAUAGAAACGCAAAAAUUUCAACGCCUGAUGGCACGAACGGUCCGCCAGGCAAUGAUUCUAUGGUCAAUUUGGACCACGUUGAUCGCGCGGAAGACAGUUCGCUCCACCACAGCGACGAAAACAAAGACGAAGGCAGAAUAAACAUUCAGAAAACGCAGAAAGACGACUUAACAAGAAGCUUCAAUUAUGAAACGAUUGCCCGGAAAAUUGUUCCGCUGAAACGCAACCCUUCCAAGUCGAUCUCGUACCUCCCGCAAAAGACCACUACGUCCCUGACCACCUCCCUGGACAGGAAACCAUCGGUGAGGUCAUUGAAGGUGUUGGAUGACCACGGAGCGCUAGAGCUUCACCGGUGCAAGAGCUACAUCGUCGACUUGAUAGAUCGCGCCCUAAGCAGGGAACUUGGGACGGUUCCCAGGGACACGAAGUUGGAUAGGCGUAUGAGUCCGAAGAAAGCGAUAGAUGCCAUCGGACACCACAGCAGCGCCCCCUUGAAAAACGAACUUUGCUAUGAAGUUACCGCCGCGCUGGCCGACUCGUUUGUUUCCUCGGCGACCGCCCCCAGAGGGGGCGAAGAGCAGGGAGACGAACCGGAUCCGAAGAACAAAAUUUGCCCCUGCACCAGUGAAAGUUCCCGCGAAAAGUAUUUUAAGCAGCUGAGGCAUCUGCGCUGGGGUCACAUCAAGCACAUACAGCACGAGGUCAGAAGAUUGGCCGAUCUCGAAGAAUUCCUGGACAAGAUCGACGAGUCGGAAUUUUAGAUAAACUUUUUUUUUCAAAAAAAUUAUGCUUUUUCUUUGACUACGUGGCAAUACGUAAAACAAUUCCGACACAACAAUUAUCAAAACACGAAAAAUGAGGAGGCAUCCAAAAAUAUUUGUGACCUGUAUCUGAUUUUUUUUAAUAAGUAAACAAAAAAAUUUUGUGAUUUUUUUUAAGUUAAAAAAAUGAUUUCUGACUAAGAGAAUAUGGUAACUGC
Messenger RNA from Cylas formicarius (sweet potato weevil), 2039 nucleotides. RefSeq lists its product as uncharacterized. The transcript is spliced from 11 exons. The record is from RefSeq and is a predicted model, not a curated record. NCBI's taxonomy places the organism in Eukaryota, Metazoa, Arthropoda, Insecta, Coleoptera, Brentidae. Bases 232 to 1821 code for a protein of 529 amino acids.